Molecule: messenger RNA, 1843 nt
Organism: Cornus florida
Lineage: Eukaryota; Viridiplantae; Streptophyta; Magnoliopsida; Cornales; Cornaceae
Product: receptor-like protein EIX1
Exons: 1
Coding region: 5-1843 (612 amino acids)
Molecular function (GO): protein binding
Source: RefSeq, a predicted model, not a curated record
CACAAUGGCUAACACCACAUUUCUUAGUCUGCUUCUUGUUCGUCUCCUUUUUCUUGUAAUGUUGUUUUUAGGGUCAUCGUCAUUUUUGGUGAACAACAUGACAAAACUCACCUCUGCCAAGUGCAUUGAGAUGGAGAGGAAAGCACUCGUCAACUUCAAACACGGUCUCGAAGAUCACACGGGUAGCCUUUCUUCUUGGAAGGGCGAAGAUUGUUGUCAAUGGAGUGGCAUCGAAUGCAACAACAUAACCGGACAUGUCGCCAAGCUCGAUCUCCGAGGUAAGGCUUUUGAUCCAUAUGAGGAUGUUGUACCUUACCCAAGGUCGCGUUUGGGAGGUAAGAUAAGUUCUUCUUUGCUUAAGUUGAAAUAUUUGAAUUAUUUGGACCUGAGCUCCAAUGAUUUUGGAGGAAUUCGAAUUCCUAAAUUCUUGGGUAUGUUUGAGAACUUGAGAUAUCUCAAUCUCUCUUCUUCCAUGUUUGGCGGUGAGAUUCCAUCUCAUCUUGGAAAUCUAUCUAGCCUGAAUUAUCUUGAUCUCGGGUUUGAUGAUUCAUUAUGGCUUGUUGAGGGUAUUUACCUACACACUUCAAAUUUGAAAUGGCUCUCGGGUCUCUCUUCUUUGAAAUACCUUAACAUGCAAAACUUGGAAGUCAAUGACACUAAUUGGCUGCAAUUAGUUAACAUGCUUCCUAACCUCAUGGAGUUACACUUGCCUGGGUGUGGUCUACCGAGCCUUCCACUCUCACUCCCGUUUGUUAACUUAACUUUGCUUUCGGUUCUUGACAUUUCUGGUAAUUGGUUGAACUCCUCAAUACCAAACUGGUUGUCCAAUCUCACGAGCCUCACCAAACUUGAUCUUAGCCAAAAUUAUUUUAGUGGCGUCAUUUCGAGUGAAUUCGUGAAGUUGACGUCUUUGGAAGACCUUCAUUUGUCUUAUAAUAGUUUUGAAGGUCAAGUACCAAUAUUUUUUGGGAAUCUUUGCAUGCUUAAAAUUUUAUACCUUCAAGGAAACAGUUUCAGCGGUGAGGUAGUUGAGUUUUUUGGUGCACUCUCGGGUUGUCCAACCAGUAGCUUAAUGUCACUAAGUCUAGCAGACAACUCUUUUGAAGGGGAACUGCCCGGUUCAAUAGGAAAACUCAACAAUCUUCAGCGAUUGUAUCUCUCGGGAAACUCUUUCUGGGGUUCAAUUCCGAAAUCUAUUGGAAAUUUGUCAUCCUUGCAAAAAUUUGACCUCUCUUCCAAUCAAAUGAAUGGAACCAUUCCUGAAAGUUUUGGACAGCUCUCAAAACUCAGAUUCCUAUAUCUCUCGGAAAACUCUUUUGAAGUGGAACUGCCCGAUUCAAUAGGAAUACUCAACAAUCUUCAACAAUUGGAUCUCGCGGCAAACUCUUUCUGGGGUUCAAUUCCGAAAUCGAUUGGAAAUUUGCCAUCCUUGCAAGAAUUUGACCUCUCUGCCAAUCAAAUGAAUGGAACCAUUCCUGAAAGUUUUGGACAGCUCUCAAAACUCAGAUUCCUAUAUCUCGAAAGUAAUUCAUGGGAAGGAGUCGUCACAGAGGCCCAGUUGAUGAAUCUCACAAGAUUAGAAGAGUUUAGAAUAUCAACAGAAAAAUUCGGAUCCUUGAUUUUCAAUGUGACAUACGAGUGGGUACCUCCUUUCAGGCUCAAAUUUCUUGCAAUAGAAAACUGCCUGGUGGGUCGUAGAUUUCCGGUAUGGCUUCAAGUUCAAAAUGAAUGUUGGAAUUGCAGAUACUCAUGUGUCCCUUACGAAUGUUGGAAUUGCAGAUACCAUUGCCGAGGUAUGGUUUUCCAUGUUAUCUUCUCAAGUUGUCCAUUUGGAUCUAUCUAA